Messenger RNA from Salvia miltiorrhiza (redroot sage), 1333 nucleotides. RefSeq names its product 60S ribosomal protein L23A-like. Bases 312 to 1043 code for a protein of 243 amino acids. Gene Ontology annotation, cellular component: cytosolic large ribosomal subunit; ribosome. NCBI's taxonomy places the organism in Eukaryota, Viridiplantae, Streptophyta, Magnoliopsida, Lamiales, Lamiaceae. The transcript is spliced from 3 exons. The record is from RefSeq and is a predicted model, not a curated record. Gene Ontology annotation, biological process: translation; ribosomal large subunit assembly. Gene Ontology annotation, molecular function: structural constituent of ribosome.
CUGCAACCUCUCCUUCUCUUUCUUCUUUCAGUUCCUGCCAUCUUCUAAUUCUUCUUCUCAAACACUUCCUCUUCGACCACCGCCGAGUACGCCCUUCUCUCUCUGCUCUUAACUAAGUUAUUUAUCGACAACCCGGUUUAAUAUGCUCCAAAGGGUAGUAUUUUAAUCUCAAAUUGAUCUUGGAAUUGGAAAUACUCGUUUAUGCUGUUACCAAUUCGGCUGUUCAACAUUCUCAAUAAGAGUAAAAUAUUUUCAGCAAGUAUUAAGAAGAGUUGAGAUACAGCAGCAAAAUUUUGGGUGGAAAAUAUCUCAUGAGUCUUCAAAUGAUCGUCUCUUCAGUGGCUCCGCCGGCAGCUGUCGGUUCUGGAAUUUGCUUCCGGCGGUCCAGUGCGUCGUAUAGCUUGAGGUUUGCCGCCGGCGGUCUCACUUCAGCUUCCAAAGAGCUCUCUUCUUUGUCCUCCACCUUUUUUCCCGUCAAAAAGGAUGUGGUUGGCAGCUUCAAAGCGUUUGAGAUCAAACUUAAAGAUAGAGUUUCCGUGCAUGCUGUGUCCACAAAGGCUGAGAAUUACUUUGAACCUGAUCCUGUGAAACAAGAUUUCAUGAGCACAGAUGCUUUGACAUUAAAAUUUGAGGAUGCUGUUUUCUUAGAACCAGCACCAUCUUCUGUUGCAAAGAAAUCAAAAAAGGAGGGUCCGGUGUCAUCUUCUGCUUCUGCUGCAAAGUAUUCGAAAAGGGGAAAGAAUCCCAAACAACUUAGCACUAGUGCUGCGUUGAUAAAAACCCCUGACCAUUUCCAAAUCUUCAGAUAUCCUCUUGGGACGGAGUCUGCAAUAAAGGCGAUGCUGGAGUGUAACACUUUGGUUUUUGUUGUCGACAAACGUGCUGAUAAGAAGAAUAUCAAAGAAGCUGCUAUAAAUAUGUUUAAGAUAAGGGUGAAGAAAGUGAAUACUUCAAUCACGCCUGCUGGAACCAAGAAAGCUUAUAUCAUGCUGCCACCGGAUUGUAAGGCUGCGGACGUGGCUAAGAGGAUUAAAAUCUUGUGAAGAUCAUGCAUGUGGUUCUGACCUUGCCGUUGAUUUUGCACUACAACAAUUUCUAGAUUUAUCAGGAUUCGGUAUCUCCGUCUGUAGAUGUUCAAUGUGAAUCUUACUGUGUAUGUAUGAAGCAGAAUAUGAACAUUUGUAGGCAGCAGCUGCAUCUUGUUUCAAUUUUGGAGGCAAUUUUGGAGGCUAUACCAGAUUCUGGCAUCUUCAUCCUUUUACCGUUUUCUGUAAAUUUUCUCUUGUUUACAGGCAGUUGCAUUUGAGGCUAUACAACUUACUGAUUGGGUCUC